CAGGCGGUUGACGGGACACACAAAAAGAGAGCAGAAAAAAAAAACUGGUCACAUUUCUCAGGCACCUGAAAACGUGCUGGCUAUUUUGAGACGCGUGUUGCUUAUUGAUGAGUGGGGAGUGUUUAAAGUACUUCCACUCUGUUCAUGAUUUAAUGUUGACUGUACAUGGCAAGCAGUUGGAUGCUUUGGGACCUCUUGUAAUUUAGAGAACCCCUGCUCAGUGAUAUCUGAACAUUAGGCAUCUUUCGGAGCAUUGACGGAGAGCUGAUCUGCCCUGUGCAUCUACUCACCCUUGGAAGAUAUUUGGAUCAAACCGAGACCUGUUCCAAUUCCUUUUAAAAAAUAUAUUGUUCUUCUUUCGCUUACUGGGUUAUCUCAAGACCCCCAAAUGCCCUGUGCACACUCCUGCUUGUUUAAGUUUUUGGAUACGCUCUUCAUGCCUUGGCAGUUCGCGAUUCUUUCACCUAUAUCAACGAAACUCCUAGGUGUCAAGCAAAGGCAAUCAUUCCAGUGUUAAGCUUCCAGAAUUAAACAGCACGGAACAACAGAACAACAACGAUCUUCUAGGAAUCAUGGAGCACAGUCCUGGUGGUGGUGUUAUCUUGUAUGCUGGCUCAUCCGGCAGUGCCAGCCCUAGCCCUGGCAGCCCUUCAAGUGGAUACCAAACUCAAUCGCCCUCCUCCCACUCGCAGCCUUCAUCGCCAGAGAGCAACUCCUUUCAGGAGAUCGGGCCCCUGAAGAGGAGAGGGGAACAGGACGGAGGAAGUCCUUCCCCAAGAAUGGUCUUCCAGUUUCCUGAAGUAAACAAUGCCCCUGUUGCCCAAGUAACCACCGUAUCGUCUGCAACCUACAGCCAUCCCACAGUGGCCAAAAGACCUUGUGGUUUCACCGGCACGUUUACCAAAACCGGAGGUAUGGUGCUUCUGUGCAAGGUGUGUGGAGACAUUGCAUCUGGGUUCCACUACGGUGUGCAUGCGUGCGAAGGCUGCAAGGGUUUCUUCCGACGCAGCAUUCAGCAGAAUAUCCACUACAAGAUGUGUGUGAAGAAUGAGAAGUGCAUAAUCAUGCGCAUGAACCGAAACCGUUGCCAGCACUGCCGCUUUAAGAAGUGUCUCUCCGUGGGCAUGUCCAGAGAUGCUGUGCGUUUUGGGCGUAUUCCCAAACGGGAGAAGCAGCGACUCUUGGAUGAGAUGCAAAGCUACAUGAACAGUCUCAACGAAUCAGCUUCCAUGGACAUGGAGGUGUCAUCUCCGUCCGACGCCCCCUGCAGUCCGCAAAAUCAGACAAAUGAUGGAGCAGGCUCCAUAUCACAGUCUUACCGCAAUCACUUCAUUAAAACUGAAGAUGACCCACCCAAGAUGGCAGCUGUCAGCAGCAACGUAGGCAUUUCCUCAUUUCACAACAGUCAGGUGCAAGAAGCUUCCAUGACGCACUCGGCAACCCAGACGCAGCACACCGCUCGGGCAGAGCAGGCUAACAUCACAUCAAGCUACCACGUCGCCACAACCUGCCCCAUCGCACCCAACAACAACAGGAACUCCAACAACACCAAUAUGGACAACUCCAAGUACAACUUCUCUUCCAAUCAGAACCAGUGCCCCUUUAGUGGCAGUCAAUCAUCUCAGGCCUACUCAGCCAAUCACAGCAGCUACAUUGCCAGAGAUUCCCAGAACCAAAGUCCCUGCCCCUGGAAGCUGAACGGAGGAGCCAAAGUUCUGGCGUGUCCACUCAAUUCCUGUCCAGUGGCCCCCGCCAGUCGCUCAAGUCAAGAGGUGUGGGAGUCUUUCUCCCAAUGCUUCACUCCUGCUGUUAAAGAGGUUGUGGAGUUUGCAAAGAGCAUCCCAGGCUUCCAGAACCUAAGCCAGCAUGAUCAGGUCAUGCUACUCAAAUCCGGCACGUUCCAGGUUUUGAUGGUGAGGUUCUGCUCACUAUUUGAUCCCAAGGAGAGGACAGUGACAUUCCUCAACGGGCAGACAUACUCCCUAGCAUCGCUGAGGGCUCUUGGAAUGGGCUCCUUAUUGGACGCAAUGUUUGAAUUCAGCGAGAAGCUCGGAUCAAUGUUGGAGCCAGAUGAGAUGGCCCUUUUCAUGGCUGUCGUGCUCGUUUCUGCUGAUCGCUCUGGUAUAGUCGAGGUUGGCGCAGUGGAGCAGUUGCAGGAGAAUCUUAUAAAAGCUCUUCGCUCUCUCAUCACCAGUCGUCGCCCAGAUGACAGCACUCUCUUCCCAAAGCUGCUGCUACGUCUGCCAGACCUGCGCACCUUGAACAACCACCACUCUGACAAGCUUUUAGCUUUCCGCAUAGAUCCUUGAGCUCAAAGAGCUUAAGCUAACUGAGGUAUCUUGCUUUGGGGACCUCCCCAUGCAAGCCUGGCCUGCCACAUCGAGCACACUGGCCUAUGCAUGAUGGACAGUUGUUGCGGGGGCCAUGCUAAGUCCGAUGCUACAAAAGAGAGCGAUCAUCUUGAUAAAGAAAUCGGUGAAGGACGGCAGGAAGGUGCGGGCUCCUGAACUCAAACUGAUUCUUCCUUCAGGAUUGCCUAACAACAACCUGGACUGUGUUCUUCCUCGGGUUUCUCAAGUGAACAUGAGACCACCAAGUCAUAGUUGUCAGUAUUUUUGUUCUGGAGACCAAAAAGAAGAAUGAGCCUGCUGUUCCUCACCAGACUUUAUACUCCUCUCCUGGCUCACAAGGGCUAAUAGUGGGAAGCACAUAUGCCUGCCCAGAGAAACAGGAACAUGUACAAACAUUCACCAACUACCAUUUAUAAAAACUAAAUCCAUGCUAUAUUGUGCAAAGGGCACUUUUUCCAUACCUCUUAAGUCCAUAUAUACAUAGCAAUAGAAAUGUAUGACAAGCAGUUGGGAAGAUGUGUAUGCCCUGUUAAAAUGAUAUAAGCUAUUCUCACAAAAUUUCACCAUGUGGGAAAUCUUUAUAAAAAUCAUACGUGAUUGAGAAGUGAAUAACAUUUUUAAGAAAUGAGAGUAAGCUGCAUUGUAUUUGUAUGCGAUAAUCAGGGAGAAAUUAUUGGUCAUUUUAGACCAUGUAUGAGGGGUUAUGUGUUAAGGUGUGAUAUUGUAAAUUUUGUACAUUACUUUUAUUGUUCUUGUUAGUUUACAGAUUAUAAAAUAUGUAAAUGAAGUUUGUGUUGAUACAUUGUAUAAUAUCUUGACUAAUAGACUGCUAUACAGACUGCAAAGAGAAAGCAGCAUUUGAAUUGUGCGCUCCAAGUACAAACUUUUUAUUUGAAGAUAUAUAAUUGAGAUAUAUGUAUUGUCAACUGAGUGUAUCACCUUGUGAAUAUUUUGUAAAUGUUUUAUGGUGACACCAUAGAGUACUAUUAUUAAAUAACAUCAUAAAGCA
Molecule: messenger RNA, 3360 nt
Organism: Labrus bergylta (ballan wrasse)
Lineage: Eukaryota; Metazoa; Chordata; Actinopteri; Labriformes; Labridae
Gene: nr1d4b
Product: nuclear receptor subfamily 1, group D, member 4b
Biological process (GO): cell differentiation; positive regulation of transcription by RNA polymerase II; negative regulation of transcription by RNA polymerase II
Molecular function (GO): nuclear receptor activity; RNA polymerase II cis-regulatory region sequence-specific DNA binding; zinc ion binding
Source: RefSeq, a predicted model, not a curated record